Messenger RNA from Plectropomus leopardus (leopard coralgrouper), 751 nucleotides. The record is from RefSeq and is a predicted model, not a curated record. Lineage: Eukaryota; Metazoa; Chordata; Actinopteri; Perciformes; Serranidae.
GUGUACCUGCUCAUGUCUCGGUGUUUGUCUUUCAGGUGAUGGACAGCUCCCUGACUGAGCUGCGCUGUGUGAUCAGAGACCCAACUAAAGCUCAGAGGAUCACAGCUCACCUGGAGAGCUUCCUGAGCAGCUAUCACAAGUGUGUGGAGGAGUUCAUGAAGGGAACACACAGUAACAUCUGCUCGGUGGUCAAAGCUCACCUGGUCUGUGAGCAGCAGUUCAGGGAUUACAUCACAGAUCAAACAGGAAGUCUGUCGGAGCAGCAGAGACGUCGCUGUCUGGACGCCCUGUCAGCCCUGAAGGAUUGUGGGUACAGGUGCCUCACCUGUCCAAUUCACACCCAGCUGAAGGUGUGUCUCAAUCACCUGUGGACGGCAGCCUGGUUGGAGGGGUCACUUCCUGUUGUGGACUCUCUGCUGGACUCUUUGAACCAGCAACUGACCGACCUGGCAGACCUGAAACCCACCUGCAGGCAGUCCCUGCUGUGUGUCCUCCAUGAGGACGUGGUCCUAAAGUAUGUGAAGAGGAUGAUGAAGACGAGGGUGAAGAGCAGAGAGCAGCAGGUGGGUGGAGCUCAGAGGAUCACUGAAGACGCCCAGAAGAUCAAUGACUUCUUCAGCCAGGGGGGCUGCAGUGAGUCUCUGUGGCUCGGUCAGAUGCUCUGCAGGGUCGCUGAGGUUCUCUGUCUGCAGGAUCCUGGAAGUAUUCAGCUGGAGCUUGUCAGUCUGGCCAGAACCUUCCCCGACCUCAG